UAUACAUCACACAGGCCCAACCUAUGUAGGCUAUACAAUUAAUUUAUGAUACAAACUUGAAAGAUGCAGGUAAAGACCCGGGGAAAACACUUGUAUGCACUGGUUUUGAUCAUUGGAGCAACACGAGUGCGCAGUCUUAACAGCCACAGGAGCGCAUUGGACGGAUUAGAGGAGCGGCGGCGAGGGUAAUCAGCUGCGAAACUUCUCUCAUCCUGCCGUCCGCUCUGACUACAGUUUGGGAACGAGCUGAGCUGCAUGCAUAAUAACACGGCACAGAGAAUUGGAUUCAUUUGCGCGCUCUCUGUCUCUCGCUUUAUCUGAACCCAGGCAUUCUAACGAUGACAGCAUAAAAACACGUGGACCAAGGGUUCACUGUAGGAGUAUAUUGAUGGGACCUAUCUCGUGGUUUGGUUCUUUAUGGCGCUUAAACUAAACUUCUGAGAAAAGGUUGUUUGUUUUUCAAACGCUGCUGCAGAGGGGAGAUAGAGAUGUCAUCUGGUCAAGGACUACUGAACGUCUUCUCCUGCUCCACUCCAGCCUCCAAAGCCAUCUCCAAAAGGAAGUUGCGACAAACUCGGAGCCUGGACCCUGAUAUUAUAAGGAAAUGUGGCACAGAGACAGAUGGAACCCAUGGGGACCGCUUGGGGUCACCUGGUUUGCGCGUUGAGGAGGCAGGUGCGUUUUCAUCCUCGCCAAACUCCCCUGAGCACCCGGUUGCGUUGAAAUCAGAUGCCCGGUCCAGAAAUCUUAGGGUGAAACAACCCCUUUCGUCUUUAUCUGGUCCUUCCUUGGACCUCUCCCCGACAUCAAACUUUCCCUUUAACUAUGACGUGACUGUGAGGGGCACAAAGCGGAAUACCGCGUGGGAUUUACCGUUUCUGGUGAGGAGCCCCAGCGUCACUCCAACUGGGAGCACGAACACAUUAUUCUCACCGCGGAGAUGGCUUCAGAAGAAGCAGCAACAGUCCAGUUCUCACGCCUAUAUCGUUUGGCAGUCGGAGGGUGACUUCACCUGGAACAGCCUGUCAGGGCGGAGUGUACGGCUGACACCGACGGCCAUCCAGAGCCUGUCGGAGCUGGAACGGACCUGGCUGCAGGAGGUAGCCUUCAACAGGCUCCAUCAAGACUAUGACCUGGGCUGUCAGAUCACCAUCCCCAAAGAUGGACAGAAAAGGAAGAAGUCGUUGAGGAGGAAGUUGGACUCUUUGGCGAAAGAGAAAAAUAAAGAUAAAGAAUGCAUACCCCAGGCCUUCGGUAUGGCCCUGUCCCAGGUGAUCGCCAACGACCGGACCCAGAGGCAGCGCCAGGAUAGCCUGCGUCAGGACCCUCCUCACAGGGAGGAGCAUAAGGACCCGUCGGACCUGGUGUCGUCCAUCCUGCAGUUUGCCACCAAGAGGUCCACCAAUAAGGAGCUGUCCAGCAGUAACUCCUCCCUCAGCUCCACCUCGGAGACAGCUAACGAGUCCACGUCGCCCAAUACGCCCGAGGCUGCCCCGCGGGCACGCAGGAGGGGGGGCAUGUCGGUGGACUCCAUCACAGACCUGGAUGAUAACCAAUCCCGCCUGUUGGAGGCGCUGCAGCUCUCUCUGCCCGCUGAAGCACCCAGCAAGAAGGAGAAGCACCGGGACAAGAGGCUGAGCCUCAACCCUAUCUACAGACAGGUGCCUCGCCUGGUGGACAGCUGCUGCCAGCACCUGGAGAAGUAUGGUCUUCAGACGGUGGGGAUAUUCCGAGUGGGGAGCUCCAAGAAGAGAGUGAGGCAGCUGAGGGAGGAGUUUGACCGGGGAGUGGACGUCCAGUUAGAUGAGGAGCACAGUGUCCACGACGUGGCCGCGCUGCUCAAGGAGUUCCUCAGAGACAUGCCUGACCCUCUCCUAACCAAGGAGCUCUACACUGCCUUCAUAAACACCAUGUUGUUGGACUGUAAGGAGCAGCGGAGUGCCACCCAGCUCCUGGUUUACCUGCUGCCAGCCUGUAACAGCGACACACUGCACCGCCUCCUGCAGUUCCUCUCUACCGUGGCGAACCAUGCCCACGACAGCCAGGACAAAGACGGACAGGGGGUGACGGGGAACAAGAUGACCUCUCUGAACCUGGCCACCAUCUUUGGUCCCAACCUGCUCCACAAGCAGAAGAGUUCAGAUAAGGAGUUCAGUGUGCAGAGUCCGGCCCGCGCAGAGGAGAGCACCGCUGUCAUCGCUGUCCUCCAGAGGAUGAUCGCAACCUUCCACUCCCUCUUCAUGGUGCCCCCGGACCUGCAGAAUGAGGUCCUAAUGAGUUUACUAGAGACUGAUCCUGAUGUGGUAGACUAUCUGCUCAGGAGAAAGGCAUCACAGAGUCCAGACGUGUUGCGAUCGGAGGAUCCUUUCUCCCUGAGCGAGAGGCGCUCCUCCAGUGACUCCAACAAGGUCUCCAGUGGAGAGCUGUCCCCCUAUGACAACAACUCCCCCAUUCUGUCUGAGCACCAGAGGGAAGGGACCAGCCCAGGGUCAGAACAAUACACCCUGGUGAGGCAGGUGGCAGGACGGACACGGGACACCCAUGGGUCCAAUCCUUGGGUCUCAAAAGAGGAGCAUGCUAAUAUCUGGGGAGCUUGGCAUUCCACUCUGAAACCAGGGCUGAUGGACCAGCCUUAUGCAGGUUCCCAUAGCAACAUGUCAGAGGGCAGCUCACGCAGCUCCCAGGAAGGACUUGACUGUCUCCAAGGCGAUGCCAGGCAGGUGGUACGACGGACACAGACCUCGCUGGGCGUGGCCGAAUGCAGGCCCCAUCCCCCUGUCACACGGGUCUGUAGCAGCCCUCACAGCAAGGCGGGACGGCCGCGCCUCCUGCUGAGCCUCAACCCUGUGACCCCACCCCUACCGUACCCUGACAGCCAAUCAGCAGCCAGCAGCGCAGAGAACCUCCCCCAGGGCAUUAGACACCAGGCUAACCCCAGCCCUAACUCCGCCCACUCGGGUCCUCCCCCUCCCCCUUACGGCGGCUUGUCCUCCAGGCUCUCCCCCUCUGCCUCUAAACCAGCCCAGCCUGUCUCCCCCUCCCUCGCAGCACCCCCUCACCAGCACCCCCUGCAGGGUGGGAGGGCAAUGGUGCCACAGAACUCAGCCUCCCCCACCACGGACAGCAUGGUACCCAUGAGCCAAGAGUGGCAGGACUGGCAGAGGGACAGAUGGCAUAUCUGGCAACUCCUGUCCUCGGAAAACGCAGACACACUCCCAGAGACACUGGUGUAAGCUGGACCAUAGGACCGUGGGGUAGUGUUAGCCAUCCCUCCCUCCAUCCCUCCCUCUGUCCUCCCCUCCGUCCUUCCCCCUAAACAUGGGCGCCAUGGCGUUGUUUACAUGUGCAGCUGCUGCCUAUACUACGGACUUGGUACAAAGUCACUAGUGUUUCCUAUUUGCUAUGUAUUGAUCCGCGAUUGAUGUUGUAUCCUGGUCAUCCCUUUGCAUGUUAUUAAAUAUUCUCUCUGAGCUGUUUCAGAGAGGAUCAAAAUGAAACUGUCAGCAAAACAUACCUCAAACGUCAAGUUUAUCAAGUUGAUUCACACUUGCAUGUCCACUUUUCGAUAAGGACCCAGUUUAAAUUGAGCUGCAUGAAAUAUGUAGAGGUGACUUUUGAAGACAGGAAGGUUUAAUGUUUAUGGCAACAAUUUGAUAAGCUACAGUCAAUUUACAUGACCAAUCCUACCCUUAUAUAUUUACUGAAGUCGUCACAUAUAUUAGUGAUCGCUGCUAAUAUUCAGAGGGUAUUUACUUGCUGAUUAUAUCCCGGUAAGUACCGCACACGUUUGUAUGAGUUUUAUUCAAUGUCAGUCACCAAGUAACAGAGCCCAUAGUACAGUUUUGCAACAGUUUGUAUAUAAGCAUUAUAAUGUAUUUUAUGUCGGCCUAGCUAACAUUUUUUUUUACAGGCUGUCUAAAUGUUUGUGUCGUGUGGUUUUAACUCGGUUGAAAAAGAUAACGUCUGUCAAAGCUUUACUAAGUUGAGUUCUAAAAGAACAGUACUGUGUCAAAGUUCUUUAAUUCCUUGACUCUCUUUUCAUCAAAUGUUAUUCUGGGCGUUUAUAAAGUCUCAUCUGCUUUCUCUCUUUCCGUAGUUGACAUUGUUCUUUUAGCUAUUGGAUUUCACUUCACCAUGGUUGCUACAGCAUGGCUUAUCUUACAAGCUCAUAUCAACAUAAUUCAUUCCAAUGAUUCUCUCAUUCCAUUAGGUGGUUGAUGUCAAGGUUAUGGCUGCAUAGGAAUAUUAAAAAGACAAGUUCAUUGCUGGCCUGACAAGUUCAUUGCUGGCCUGACAGGUUCAUUUUUGGCCUGACAGAUUCAUUGUUGGCCUGACAGGUUCAUUGUUGGCCUGACAGGUUCAUUGCUGGCCUGACAGGUUCAUUGCUGGCCUGACAGGUUCAUUGCUGGCCUGACAAGUUCAUUGUUGGCCUGACAGGUUCAUUGUUGGCCUGACAGAUUCAUUGUUGGCCUGACAGGUUCAUUGUUGGCCUGACAGGUUCAUUGUUGGCCUGACAGAUUCAUUGUUGGCCUGACAGGUUCAUUGUUGGCCUGACAGGUUCAUUGUUGGCCUGACAGGUUCAUUGUUGGCCUGACAGAUUCAAUGUUGGCCUGACAGGUUCAUUGUUGGCUUGACAGGUUCAUUGUUGGCCUGACAGGUUCAUUGUUGGCCUGACAGGUUCAUUGUUGGCCUGACAGGUUCAUUGUUGGCCUGACAGGUUCAUUGUUGGCCUGACAGGUUCAUUGUUGGCCUGACAGGUUCAUUGCUUUCUCUCUCACUGUAUUUGUCCGAUUGAUAUGGGAUUUUAUGAGAUAUUUGCACUUACCGUACUCUACUGGACUCUGGGAAUUGCCAAAGCUUUUUUGAUUCCUCCUUUUCAACAACAAAACAAACACGUCUCUUGCUUUUGUCAUUACAUUACAUGUCUGCCUCUAUUUUUUUUGUAAAUGUAAAAAUGGUUAAAAAAAAAUGUUUGAGCUUUAUUUAACUAGGCAAGUCAGAUAAGAACAAAGUGUUAUUUACAAUGACGGCCUACCCCGUCCGAACCCAGACAAUGCUGGGCCAAUUGUGCGCCGCCCUAUGUGAUACAGCUCUUGAUACUCUAUAAUUUACCUGGUGCUUUUUGCUCCCAAAUACACCAGUAGUCUACAAUCAUUUCCUAGUUUUGUGGAUAUUUGCUGGCAAAUACUGCACACUUUCUGAAUGGUAGUUUGUUUGUUGGUUCAUUUCAAUCCAUCUGCAUGUCGAGAGGAAUUUGAAGUGUGAGAGACAUUUGAAUUAUUUACAAGGAUUCGCACAUUUCUACAUAUCUUCACAGUGUCCCUAAAAUGACAUGUCGAAUACUCGUCCCAUCUUCACUUCUAUAAAAAAACGCUUUCAACAGCUUGUGUUUCUAUGUACUAUUCUCAAUGUCUGUGUGUUUGGAGUCAAGUAUGCCAUGGAUCCAUGCUCUUUGAAAAGGAUUACAACUGUUAUGUCUGUUCAGUAUUGUAAUAUAUGGAAAUAACUGAUUUUACUCCCCCCCCCCCCAAAAAAAAUCAACAAACACAUGUAUAUGUCCCGAGUUUUGAUCUGAUGUCCGCUUUUGUAAUGUGUGUCGUCUUAAAUAUGCCAUUGUGGAAUUAAACGUGGAAGAAGGUG
Messenger RNA from Oncorhynchus tshawytscha (Chinook salmon), 5640 nucleotides. RefSeq names its product rho GTPase-activating protein 6. NCBI's taxonomy places the organism in Eukaryota, Metazoa, Chordata, Actinopteri, Salmoniformes, Salmonidae. Gene Ontology annotation, biological process: signal transduction. The coding region runs from base 489 to 3233 and encodes 914 amino acids. The transcript has 13 exons. The record is from RefSeq and is a predicted model, not a curated record.